This is a messenger RNA of Cladocopium goreaui, 2361 nucleotides long. The record is from the annotation of a GenBank genome assembly. Lineage: Eukaryota; Dinophyceae; Suessiales; Symbiodiniaceae.
AUGUCCAGACGACGUGUGUUGGAUUUGUGCGCCUACUACUAUCACCAAGAUUCGCCGGCAUUCAUGACAGGAAGAUGCGUGGAAGUCUUGGUGGACAAGUCAAGUCUGACUGCCACCCCGUCUCUUUUGCAACAAGUGUCUCCCGAAGAGCUGAUUCAUUCUUUGCUUGCUUCUUGCGCCAAGUCGAUCCUGUCAAAAGACACUAUGAGUGAAGAUCAGUGGCUUGCAGUUCGCGCAACGUGGCGAGCUGUCCUUCUCAGCACACCUUGUUCUUUCAUUGGGACUGACGGGCGUGCAGAGACUGUUUGGAUCCACGGAUUCAACCGGCGCCAAUCCAUCCGGCAAGACCACGAAUCUCUUUCACGCACAGCCAUGCAAACAAGCCUCGAGAUUGAUCAAUUCAAGACAAUUGUCGAGAGUGCUCCUGGCUGCAAAGGCAAACUGCAACCGGCGCAGUUAGCACAAGCCUUCGUGGAACUGGGUCUCCAGUCCGUGACAGGCGCAAAUGGACGAAAUGGGGACGAAGAUGGCAGGCUGACUGCCAACAUGAUCACCCAGGCGUUGAUGGUCAAGAAAGGCAUCCUUUCCUCGCCUAAGUGCGUCGAAAUUUUGAUGGAAUUGGAAUCGUCCUUUGGAUCCAAGUCGCCUUUUCAUCAAAUGUCCCGCCUACACGUGCUGAGUACCAAGCCCAGCUCACCAGAGAUGCGGGAAUGGGUCCUGCAAGGCAUCGUUGACAUGCUGAACUACGAUUUGAUUGAAGCAGGAGACAUUUCGAAAGCCUGCUUAGCUGGUGACAAACACCACGUUGGCUUGGUGCAAAUUCUCGAGAUGAAGAAGAAGGUCUGGUCACACUUCUUCGACGCCGUCUUGCCCAAGCUUGGCUUGUCUGAGGCUGACCGCACCUUGCUCAAGGAAAAGACUGCCCAGCACGACGUCUACAGAAAUCAUUCCGGAGAUGUCGAAGCAUUCUUGGAAUACGAGGCUGUUAAGGAAGAGGUGCAGAAAGUCCAGCAUGCCGUGAAGAAUGAAUCUGCCGAAAAAGCCGCGGAGGCAGACGACAAUACGUUUAAUGAGGAAGGCGGGGAGGAGAAGGACCCAGAAAACCAGCAGCUUGCUUUGCUGCGCCGCCCACCGGCACAACAACCUGAGGGCUCCGAGAGUUAUUGGAGAAGCGUAGCCAAUGUACAUGUGCGCACAUACGUUACUUUGCUGACUGAACCGGCCACCUUAGAUGGCGUAGUAACUUCGGUUGCUGGAGGGCCUCUGCGUGAGGAAAAAGGAGAGUCCGGCAAGUCGACCAUUGCCAUCGUGUUGGAUUGCGAUUUGCUUGGGGAAAGCCAAGGACCAUCGAGCCAACCAUUUCUGCGGAAAAAGUUCGUGCCUGAUCAGAACCUUGUGCGCAAGCUGCUCCACGGAGCAUUGAUUGGUCGUGGCUCGCAAAAAAAAGAAUCUGGCGAAGCAACCGUCCCUGCAAGUCAAGAUUUAGUGAUUUUGCAGUGCGGUGCCGACAAGUCUGUCAAAGAAGCCGAGUCGCACUUCAAGGUCAGCUCGUCUCGGAAAGACGCAUCCAUUGACUGCGAGCAUAAGGAAGUGCUGGUGGUCUUGUCCGACGGGUCCGUCCGCGGACGCAAACAGCGUGUGAAAGGGACAUACUCUUUACGAACUUCUUUGCACUUAUUUUCCUCGGAACCUUUGGCGACCAUGGUCCCGGAAAGGCAAUUCCCAGACUUCAGUGGACACAACACUAGCGACCUCUUUGCCACCGUUUCUGUACUGCAGCCGGAGGACAUGUGGCACUUAAGCAGGAAAGACAAAGAAGAAGUGCUUGCUGGGCGAACCGUGACGGUCACUGAUGCCGCGGCCGAGAAGCAAGCUGCGAAGAAGCAAGCGUCCGGAGUCGCGCCUGCCGAAUCGGUGUUUUCUGCAGAAACUUUGCCUCAGAAAUUUUGGUCCAGCUUCCUGAAGGGCCACGGCUGCAAAGGUGUGCUAUUGCUUGCUCUCUCCAUGGGUCAAGGUGAGCUUGCCAAAGCUUGCAUUUCUGAAAGGAUUCCUUGUCAGGCUUUCACGGUGACCGAUGCCCAUGCUAAACAUUUGGAGCUGCUGCUGACGGAAUUUGUCUUGGGUCUGAUGAAGACAGAGGGAUCGUCGUUCUACCGGGCGGCUGCGGCUGGCUCCGGGGGUGGCGCAGAAGAACAGGCAAAGCGAAAGAAAGAGGAAGAUGAUCAAGAAAAGAAACCCAAGAAGCCAAAGACGGCGCCGAAGAAAAAGCAAAAAAAAGCUGUGGAAGCAGAGACGCAGAACGAGAACCAAGACGAGCAGAAUGAGGACGAAGACGAGCAAGAUUCUGAUAUGCCUUGGUAA